AUGGUCAAAUUUGUUAAUGUAUAAAUAAGAAAUGUAUAUAAAAAAGUGUGUUCUACAGUUCCUGGUUUGGAGACAUGUUUUUUAUGUAAUUCUGGAAGUGAAUGUAAGACAUGUUAAUCAAGAUAUUAUUUAAAUGAUUAAAAAAAGUGUGUUGCAUUUGAUGGAUGUGAUGUAAGAUGUAAUACUUGUUUGACUACUAAUCCUAAAUAUUGUACAACUUGUGAUUACAUAAAUUUUAAAAGAGUUUCUACUGGAGAUGGUAAUUGUGUUUGUGCAUAGUCACAAAAUUAUGCUGAAAAAUAUGGUUCUUGUGUUUUAUGCACAGAAGGGUUUUGUAAAACCUGUACAUUUAAUUUUUUUGAAUGUACAUCAUGUGAUGCAACAAAGAAUAGAGUUCUUGUAGAUUAGAGUUGUCCAUGUUUAUAAGGAUAUUAUGAAACUGAUUUAGAUGAUAAGAUAUGUUUGAGUAUGAUGUAGAUAAUAAAAUUAUAGAAUGUCAUCAAACAUGUUAUAAUUGUGAAAAUCCAACUAAAAAUGAUUGUACUGAAUGUGAUAGUCUAAAGAAUAGAUAUUUGUUUUAAGGAUAGUGUUUAUGCAAGAGAGGAUAUAUAGAAACAUUAGUAAAUGGAGUCUUACUUUGUUUAGGUUUUUAAUGUAGAAAUAUUAAAAUAGCUUGUCAUCCAAGAUGUGAAAAAUGUUCAAAACCAUAAGAUAGUACAUCUAAUUAAUAUUGUACACUUUGUAUUACAGGACAAAAGAGGAUGUUGACAGAUGUAUUUAAAUGUGAUUGCAUUAAAACUUAUGGUGAUAAUAAUGGAAUUGCUGAUAUAUGUUUUUGUAAGAAUUGUUAUAAUAUAAUAGAAUGUUAUUAUACUUGUGGAAGUUGUGUAGGUGAUUAACCUAAUGAUUGUAAUAUGUGUUUAGAUUCUUCAAAUAGAUAUUUGA
Messenger RNA from Paramecium sonneborni, 945 nucleotides. The record is from the annotation of a GenBank genome assembly. NCBI's taxonomy places the organism in Eukaryota, Ciliophora, Oligohymenophorea, Peniculida, Parameciidae.